CCACGGACGCGCGUAUAGGGGCGGAUUUGCCAGCUGUAGAUGAUCUAAUUGAAAGCAGCGCGAGGAGUGAAGUAGUAUGUGGUCUUGAACAUAGACUGUAAGCUUGGUAGGUAGGCGGCGGAGCCAUGGCGGACCUUGUGGUGGGCAUGGCCAAGUCGGUGGUGGAUGGGGCGCUGACCAAGGCCCAGGCGGCGAUCGAGGAGGAGUCCAAGCUGCGGCAGAGCGCGCAGCGCAAUCUGGUGUUCAUCACCGGCGAGUUCCAGAUGAUGCAGGCCUUCCUCAACAACGCCGACAGCGACCGCCUGGAGAAUCCGGUGGUGCGGACCUGGGUGCGGCAGAUCCGCGACCUGGCCUACGACGUGGAGGACUGCAUCGAGUUCGUCGUCCACCUCGACAAGAACAACAGCUGGUGGCUCCGCCUUCUCAACCCCGUGAGCUGGCUCCUCGCGCCCUGCCUGGAUCUCGCGCCGCUGCCGCUCGACGAGGCGGUCGACGAGCUGGACCGGCUCAAGGCCAGGGUGGAGGACGUGAGCAGCAGGAACACGCGCUACAGCCUCAUCAACGACUCCGGCUCCAAGCCCGCCGCCGCCGCCGACGAGCACGACCCGGUUUCCUCCUGCGAUGCUGUCGGUGGCGCGAUGGCGUUCAACAGGCUCUUCGAGGCGGCAUUUAGAAUCACCCAAAAAGGGGAACUCACCCAGCUGCUCCCCAAGAAAGACCAUGACCUCGGAGUCAUCUCCAUCUGGGGCACCGGCACCGGAGGCGGGGAAGAUCUUGGGAUGGCAUCCAUCGCCUGGAACGCCUACGUUGAUAAAGGGACCUGCCAAAACUUCGUCUGUCGUGCCUGGGUGAAGCUGAUGCAUCCCUUUGAUCCCCACCAGUUCGUCAGGUCUUUGACGGCUCAGUUCUAUGCAGCUUCCUCCUCUCCUGGCGAGGAGCACGCGACCUCCGUAGGUGGUGUACGAGUCCUGAUGAAGAUGGAGGCCGCGGGAGGAGGAGAACCCCUCAAGGAUUUCGAGCAGCUUGUCAUGAACAAUAGGUACCUCGUUGUGCUGGAGGACGUGUCCUCCAUGGCAGACUGGGAUGCUAUCAGGAGGUUCUUUCCAAACAUGAAGAAUGGCAGCUGCAUCAUCUUGCCUACCCACCAAUUCGAGGUAGCAAGCUUGUCCGUUGGACAUCCAUACCAAGUGCUGCAUCUCAACCAGCUAUCAGCAGAGCACUCUGUUUACGCCUUCUUUACAAAGGGGUCUCGAUAUGAUGUGGAUCAAGGCAGGGAAAUCAAUAAUGCACCUGCCAGCAAGAAUGUAUCAGUCGGCAACUGUAAGGAGGAAGCAGCCAAGAAGUGGAUGAACAGGCAUCCUCUUGUUGGACGCGAGUCGGAAAUGAAGGAUCUUGCUCUAAAGGUAAUUAAUGCACGGUACAAGAGCUACCAAGUUAUGUCCGUGUGGGGAAUAGCUGGCGUUGGAAAAUCAGCUCUCGUCAAGAACAUGUUCUGCGACAGAAUUUGUAUAGGCACCCUAUUCCAGAAGUAUGGUUGGGUGGAUGUAUCACAUCCUUUCAAUUUAUGGAACUUCUCUCGAAUCUUACUUUCCAGUCUUGGUUCUGAAUAUCUUCAAGCCGGUGAGACUGAGGACUUGUGUACGAUGGGAAGCCGAAAUCCCAUUGUCGAGUGUCGUGAGAUUCUGAAAAAGCAUAGAUGCCUGGUUGUUAUUGAUGGACUGCAGUCCACAGAAGAAUGGGAUCUCAUAAAAGCUAACUUGGUAUCAGGGUCUAAUCGUCAGAAUGUUAUCAUUGCCGUUACAAUUGAACAAGAAAUGGCCUCUCAUUGCCGUGGAGUUAAGGGAGAGCUCGUGUUUAAUGUCAAAGGUUUGGAAGCUGACACAGCCUUUGAACUCUUCAAGAAGGUAUCCAAGAAGAGUGAAGUCGCAGAGCUACAAGAACUUACGUCACUAUGUGGUGGACUUCCGAAAGUUAUAGUGGAGAUAGCCAGCUCAUUCGCCAAAAAUACAGAUCGAUGGAAACAUACACUUUCUACCAAAAAUAAGUUUAUGCUAGAGCUCGAGAACAACGGAGAGUUUGACAGUCUAAAGGGUCUGUUUGGUUGGAUGAAUUCAUACUUCCGCAAAUGCCCAGAUUCUCUCAAGCCAUGUAUCUUGUAUCUACCAAUUUUCCCUCGAAACCAGCUCAUUCGGCGGAGGCGACUAGUAAGGCGGUGGAUUGCUGAGGGUUACUCCAGGGACAGCCAUGAAGAAUCUGCAGAGAUGACUGGGGAGAAACAAUUCUGUGACCUCAUUAAUCUGAGCAUAAUCCAGCAGGCAUCUGCGUUGGGUUUGGGUGGCACAAGGAUGGUCUUCUGCCAAGUCAAUGGCUUCUUUCGUGAGUAUAUUGUCUCGCGCCAAAUGGAAGAGAACCUUGUGUUUGAACUUAGGGGCAGUUGUGCCUUAACCACCCAACGCACAGGGCGUCACCUUGUGAUAUUAGAGAGCUGGGUCAGAGAUAGAAUUGUGUACGAGAGCAUUGACUUUUCACGCCUCCGGUCACUCACGGUGUUUGGAAACUGGAAAUCAUUCUUCGUUUCUGAAAGUAUGAGGCUUCUUCGGGUGCUUGAUCUAGAGGGUGCAUCAGAAUUAGAGUAUAGCGACCUCAAGAAGAUUGUGAAGUUGAUGUGUCGCCUCAAGUUCCUCUCACUGCGAGGAUGCCAUGAAAUCUGCCAUCUGCCGAGUUCAAUAGGAGGUCUGAGGCAGCUUCAGACUCUUGAUGUUAGACACACCUCCAUAGUCACCCUGCCGGUGAACAUCACCAAGUUAGAGAAGCUGCAGUACAUCCGUGCGGGAACCACUGCUCCAGCAAAUGAAGCACCAACACCACAUCAUUUAGUGCCCCAGCUGUCCAAUUGCUGUGGUGGUCAUCACCUGGUUGGUGUUGUGAUGCCUCCAGGGAUUGGGAAACUGACGGCAUUGCACACACUUGGUGUUGUCAAUGUCAGUGCUUCAGGGACAAAGGCCUUCCUAGAAGAUCUCAAGAAGCUCACCCAUUUGCACAAACUCGGAGUGUCUGGCAUUAACAAGAAUAACAGUAAUGAGUUUUUCCGCGCAAUCUCAGUUCUUGUCCAUCUGGAAUCACUGUCGGUGCGGCUCGAGGACAACAAUCAAGGUUGUUUGAAUGGUAUACCGCUGCCUUUGGAGGGCUUGAGGAGCCUUAAAAUGCAUGGGCUUGGAGACCAGUUGCCAAACUGGAGUGGGCAGCUCACUAUGCUUGCAAAGAUGGAUUUGGAAAUAGCCAAGUUGAUGGAAGAUAAUGUCUCCCCGCACUCAGAAGGUGCGACGCCAGAAGGAAGAAGGAAACCAACUAGGGGUGUCAUCAAGUUCCUAAGCGAGCUACCAGGAUUAUGUAUUCUACGUCUUCGUGUCGAUCACCUUCAAGAUAAUCAGCUUGACGUGUCUGUCAUUACUAAUGACCUAGAGGAAGACUCUUUCAAGAAAAUGAAGAUCUUCGAGAUUGCUUGCAGCUCCAGCUUAGAAGUUAGUUUUGGAGAAAAAACAAUGAAGAAACUUGAGCAGCUGAAGGUCGACUGCUCUAGUGGCUCAUCGUUGUUAGGCCUGAAGCAUUUACCUGAACUCAAGGAAGUCUUGCUCAAGGGUUCCAGUGAUGAAGAACUCAAGGCUGAUCUCAUCGCUGUGCUUGAGAACCACCCAAAGCAAAAGAAACCUGUUGUGAAGUUUGAGAAACUACGAGAGCCUCUUCGUCCUGAUAGUUUGGGAGGUCAAGGGGGUCAUUAAUCUUGUUGCUGGUUUAAUCUUGUAGCACUGCAUCUUAGUUGCUCUGCUUUCAAACAUCAAACCUGGGGCCUUAUACUUCCACAGCGGUCACAUUAGUCACUUGGCAAUUAGUUAUCCUAAGAUUAGCGGGUGUCUUAAUUAGUUAGACUUGGCAAUUCCUUCUUGAUUGAGACAUUAGUUGUACAAGCUAUCAUGCUAAGUGGAUCAAAGCAUAGUCCGUUAUGUCGA
This is a messenger RNA of Aegilops tauschii subsp. strangulata, 4007 nucleotides long. Its product is annotated as disease resistance protein Pik-2. Lineage: Eukaryota; Viridiplantae; Streptophyta; Magnoliopsida; Poales; Poaceae. The record is from RefSeq and is a predicted model, not a curated record. Gene Ontology annotation, biological process: defense response to other organism. Gene Ontology annotation, molecular function: ADP binding.